CGUCCUCCAGUACACUUUCAAAAGCUCAUGAUGAUUCUGAUCUGCUGGUACUUUCAGGACCCCGUAUUCUAUAGUUUUAUCAACUUCUCGGCAUUAUUCAAAAGCUCGGUUCCAAAUAUUCUUAUGCGAAAAAAUUGCUCCAGACGCUGCCUCACAGUGGUGAAGUUGAAGUUUGUUAGGUUCAGCUCGGUCGAACUUCUCACUGUAGUCUCAAUUCAAGUCGCUGGAUGGGAUUUGUGGAGAUGACGCAGAAUUGGAGACUUUGGCUCCAAGAAGGCUCGAAUGUUUCCGUAUAUGGGACGGUGUUGUUUGUGAUGUUCACAACAUCGUGUAUCUUACACGUUCUAUCGGCGAUUGAACGAAGGAAGAAGCUGCCUCCGGGUCCUUGGCCAUGGCCUUUUAUCGGCAAUUUGGGUGUUGUCCUCCGGAAGACGGGUGCAAGGCACAAGUUUUUACAGGCGCUGGGUGCAAAAUACGGAGGCCUCAUGUACCUCGGGUUGGGACAAAUUCCUUGUCUCGUGGUUUCUUCCGUUGCGGUAGUUGAGUCCAUGUUUAAGAGUCACGAUGCAACAUUCUCGGACCGGCCUCAGACAUACUUCAGGAAAGUUCAAUACGGAGAUUCUGCCAUGAGAAGUCUGUCAAGUGCUGGUUAUGGGUCAUACUGGCGCCAAGUACGACGCAUGUGCAACACGGAGCUCUUCUCCCCAGGUACCCAUGCCUCUCAGGAAGGAGUGAGGAGAGAAGAGAUUCAGAACAUGCUGGACGUCCUUGUGCAUGAAUGCAAGCGAAGGAAACCCAUCGACCUCGGGGACUGGCUUUUUGGGGUUUCUACCAACAACAUGACUCGAAUGCUUAUCAACAAAAGAUACUACGGAACUGGAGCAGAAAUUCCGGAAAAAAAGGAAGAAUUUCAAGGGAUGGUGAAAAGCAGGACGAGAGCAGCAGGGACCUUUGUAAUCAGCGACUUCAUUCCAUCCUUGACCUUCAUUGCAAAGCUACAAGGAUUGCCUAAACGGUUUCGUGAGAGUCAUGAAUCGGCAAAGGCACAAAUGGAGAGUGUUCUGGAUGUGGAGGAGCACAGGAAGAAUGCUAUUGCAAGGGCUUCAGUGGAUAUCAAGUCUGAGUAUUCGCCAGAUUUUGUAGAUGUGUUGUUAAAAGCGCCGUUGGACGAUGGCCAGCCACUUGCAGAUUCAGACAUCAAGUUUUUGCUCACGGACCUCAUGAUCGCUGGAACAGAGACGACUGGGAUUACAGUGGAAUGGGCCAUGGUAGAGCUCAUGCUCCGUCCAGAAUUGCGGAAGCAAGCUCAGGAGGAGAUUGACGCAGUGGUGGGUGCAGAUCCUGAGCGGUUUGUGCAGGAGUCCGACAUCCAGAAACUGCCAUUCCUAGUAGCGAUUCUGAAGGAAACCUUCCGUGUUCAUCCUGUUGCCCCUCUCAACGUCAUGCGAUCUUCUUACGAACCUUGUGAGUUUGCUGGAUACUAUUUGCCAGCUCAAACAAGGUUGAUAGUGAACCAAUAUGCGAUACAUCGGGAUCCAAGUGUGUAUGAAAACCCAGACAAGUUCGAGCCCAGAAGGUUCAUGGAGAAUCCGGAAGUGAACCCCCUCUCUGGUCGCGAUUCCUACCAGCUGAUUCCAUUUGGAGUGGGUCGGCGGAUGUGUCCUGCCUCCAAUCUGGCAUUCACCAUGGCCUUGUUGAUGUUGGCCAAUCUUCUGCACACUUUUGACUGGUCGUUUCCUGAUGGCGUUACUGCAGACAACUUCGAUGUGUCGGAGGAGUUUCUGGGGACUGUGCUCCGCAAAAAGACCCCAACAAUUUUGAUGGCUAAACCGAGGAGCCAUGUGCAAUGACACAAAUCUUACAGAGCUUGAACCACGAGUUCUACACAACCUGAGGGAGCUACACACACUCUGCAGCCAAGGUUCUUCUCCGGAGACCUUUUAAGCUAGAUCUUGCUAGAGGUGCCGUGUCCACUUUUCAAUGAUGUUAGUAUAGAUAACAAAAGUAUACUUUCGGGAAUGAGCUUGAAUUUAUCCAGUACACAUGUAUAUAUGUGUGUAUGUGUGUGUAUAUAUGUAAAUAUAUUUUUACAUACAAUUUACCUCUUCAACCUCCGUUGCUUGAUA
Physcomitrium patens is the source of this 2126-nucleotide messenger RNA. Its product is annotated as flavonoid 3'-monooxygenase. The record is from RefSeq and is a predicted model, not a curated record. Gene Ontology annotation, molecular function: oxidoreductase activity, acting on paired donors, with incorporation or reduction of molecular oxygen; iron ion binding; monooxygenase activity. Lineage: Eukaryota; Viridiplantae; Streptophyta; Bryopsida; Funariales; Funariaceae.